GAAAGAGAGAGUAAAAAGAGAGAAGCGAAGAGCUCUCCCAGAACGAGCGACCCAUUCGAUUUCGAUCUCCUAAAAAACCUACCUUUUGACCACCUUGGCUGGUUAGUUUGUUACCCCUCUCUCUCUCUCUAGUAACUCUCUCUUACCAGAACUCUUUUGUUGCUUCUCUCUCUCUCUCUCUCCCUCCCUCUAUUUUUUUCUUUUUUCUUUCUUUUUUUUUUUCCUUUUCUUCUUUCUAUCUCUGCGUCGCUGGGUAUGGUCAUGACCGUCCAUUAAAACCCUAAUUUUCGUAUCUUUACACUCUUCACUCCACAGAAACAAAAGCUAAAAGGGGGUUUAAUAGUAGGGAUAUAUGUCCCUCAAUCAAUCAAGGUCCGAUAAGAGCGAGUCACACUAUCUGAAAUCAGGACGAUCCGCAGGCUCUAAUCAGCAGCGGACCUCCUCAGGUGCUUACGGUAAGGGCGGCGGCGGCGGGCCCGCCCCUUCACCGUCUUCUUCUAUUUCUUCCAAUCGGAGUUUUAAGAAGCCUAACAAUGUACAAGGACGGCAAUCAAGGGUACACGUACCAGCUGUCAAUUCUUCCGAUCCUGCUAAUUCUUCUGCGCCCCGACAUGUGCAGAAUGGUGCCCAUGUGCAGCCUCCGUUACACGGAGCAUCUGAUGCGCAUGUUUCAAUUGGUACUGGCAAGCCAAACGAAAUGCAGAUCACUCAGAGGAGUACCCGAGCUGUUCCUAAGGUUCCAACUUCUCAAUCUCCCACCAUGAAUUCUGAGAAUGCGUCACCUAUGACACCUGCUAAAGGUCCUGCAGAUGCAUCUAAGGCAUUCCCAUUUCAGUUCGGGUCUAUAAGUCCUGGUUUCAUGAAUGGGAUGCAGAUUCCUGCUCGAACAAGCUCAGCUCCUCCAAAUUUGGAUGAGCAGAAACGUGACCAGGCACGCCAUGAUACAUUUAGAUCUGUUCCUCCAUUGCCAACUCCUGCUCCUAAGCAACAAUUACCAAGGAAGGAUGUAGGUGGUGUUGACCAUUCUAGUGCUGGGGAGGCUCAUCCAAUGCCCAAAGCCAAGAAGGAUGUCCAAGUCUCAACUGCACAGCCUGUGAGCCAGACACAAAAGCCGUCUGUUCUUCCCCUUCCUAUGCCUUCCAUGCAAAUGCCAUUUCACCAGCCACCUGUGUCUGUGCAGUUUGGUGGCCCAAAUCCACAGAUGCAGUCACAAGGUCUCACCCCAACAUCACUUCAAAUGCCAAUGCCAAUGGCAGCAUUACCAAUGGGAAGUGCCCCUCAAGUGCAACAGCCAAUGUUUGUUCAAGGUCUUCAACCCCAUCCGAUGCAGCCUCAGGGAAUCAUGCAUCAGGGCCAGGGCUUGAGUUUUCCACCUCAAAUGGGUCCUCAGCUGCCUCCUCAGUUAGGCAACUUAGGAAUUGGGAUCACCUCACAAUAUCCUCAACAACAGGGAGGAAAAUUUGGUGGUCCUCGUAAAACAACAGUUAAGAUAACUGAUCCAAGAACGCAUGAAGAGUUGAGGCUUGAUAAGCGGACAGACACAUAUGUAGAUGGCGGAUCAUCAGCCCUUAGACAUCAUCCUAAUAUGCCUCCUCAAUCCCAGCCAAUUCCGUCAUUUGCACCUACUCAUCCAAUCAAUUACUAUUCAAAUUCUUAUAAUCAAAGUAAUCUAUUUUUUCAACCUUCGAGUUCACUACCGCAUACCAGUGGCCAGAUAGCACCCAAUUCUCAGCCAACUAGGUUUAACUAUUCUGUUAGCCAAGGUCCACAAAAUGUAUCAUCCUUGAAUCCACCUUCCCUUAAUUCUCUGCCGGUUAACAAGUCUGGGACUUCAAUGCAUGUGGCAGAACCAUCAAAUGCGGAACAUACUCGCGAUGCACAUAAUGUGAUCUCAUCUGCUUCUUCAGGAACUGUACAGGUGAAAGUGAAACCAACAGCUAGUUUUAUUGGGGAGAAGGUUGUGGAUUCAGUGUCAUCUAAUAGCUCGUCUGCAAUUGAAAAGGUUGGAUAUGUUAAACCUUCAGGGCCCUCCAUGGAAGCUAAUUCAUCUAAUGUACAAAAGGAUUUAGAGAAAGUUCUAGAAAGUUCUUCACUGCAUUCAAAACCUGAUAGUGAAUCUUCAACAUCCAAAUCAUUGCUGGUGGAAUCUAGACAAUCUGCUGCAGUCACUGUUGAUAGUGUGGCACCCAAUUCUUCAUUGCCUGCUGCUCCUGCUCUAUCUGAAGAAUUAAUGCUUGUUGGGAGCAACAGUGAAGGCAAAAGAAAGGAAACUCUGAGUAGGUCAAACUCCAUUAAGGAUCAUCAGAAGAAGCCAGGCAAAAAAGUACAUAACCAGUCCCAGCAACAGAUUGGUGGGCAAUCUAGCUCAAUGUCAGGCUUUUCUUGUCAUAAUGUAGAACGGCGAAUAUCUUCUAACAGCGGAUUGUCUGAUUCUGUAGAAAGUAAAAGAAUUCUUACUUCUUCAUCAGCAACCAGUGAAGGCUUGGCAGAAUUAAGGCAGGAAUCAGUUCCAAUGAUCAGUGCUUCAACUUCUCAAGUGUCUGAAGCCAAAUUUGAUGAUUCUGUAAAUGGUUUUGUUGGUGUUCCUUCCGAAUUUUCUGGUGUUCAAGGUAUUGUUGAUAUUGCAGAUUCUGCUCAUCAAGCUAAGGUAAAUGAUUUUUCCCGACAGGAACAGCUUAAUUAUGGAACUCCAGAAACUGAAGGGCAAGGACACAAGGGAUUGCCUAAAGGUCCCAAACAAGAUGAUAAUAUUUCGGAGAUUUCUUCAGGAUCUAUUACUUCAAAAUCAGCAGACAUAGUCAAUCAAAGUACGGAGGAAUCUGCUUCAACAGGUACAGAUUUUGGCAAUGAGGUUAUAAACAUAGAGACCAUGCAGGAAGGGCUAGAUGAACCUGUGACUUGCCACAUAGAAAAUAACGGGAUGUCAGAUAACAUGAUUGUUUCUGCAUCCAAAAAUUUGGAAUCUGCAGAUGUUGGAAAGUUCCAUUCUGAUGACAACCUGAUGUCGGAUGAGUCUUCAAGCAAAAGUGAUAAUAUGGGUGGUAAAGAAGUAUCUGUUAUGAAAUCUGGUGCAUCAGAUCAGCAGUGUGCCCCAGUUACAACUUCGGACCUUACUGAGGCAACUUCAAGGCAUGAAGGAGAAGUUGUGGAAAAUAGUGGUGCUGGCUUGGUCUCCCUUGCAGUAUCGAGUUCCAAGGACAAAGCUGUUGACCUGACUAGGACAAAGAGUACCACUGCCAAGCUGAAGAAUAAGAGAAGGGAAUAUCUUCGGAAAGCUGAUGCUGCUGGGACAACUUCUGAUCUUUAUAUGGCAUAUAAAGGUCCAGAAGAAAAGAAAGAAAGUGUUGCUUCUGCAGAAGCAAUGGAAAACACCUCUACUAGCUCUAAUGUGAAGCAGGCACCUGUGGACACACUUGAAGUGGAUUCCAUGACAAGUGAGACAGGCAUCCAGAAUAAAGCUGAGCCGGAUGAUUGGGAAGAUGCUGCUGACAUCUCUACACCAAAACUGGAAACUUCAGAUAAUGGGGAGCAGGCACUUGGUGGGUUAAUGCAACAUGGCAGAAUUGAGAAUGCUAAUACAGCAAAAAAGUAUUCCAGAGACUUCCUUCUGAAAUUUUCUGAGCAAUAUACUGAUCUUCCUGAACAUUUUGAAAUUUCAUCUGAUAUUGCAGAGGCUUUUAGUCUUUCUCAUUUUGUUGAACGGGAUUCAUAUCCUAGUCCUGUAAGAGUCAUUGACAGGUCAAAUAGUGGAUCUCGGAUGGACCGUCGUGGAAGUGGUAUGGCUGAUGAUGAUCGAUGGAGUAAACUACCUGGUCCCUUUGGCAUGGGGAGGGAUUUACGUGUGGAUAUUGGUUUUGGAGGUAAUACUGGAUUUCGACCUGGCCAAGGAGCAAAUUAUGGUGUUCUAAGGAAUCCACGAGCACAGAGUCCUCAAUAUGUGGGAGGUAUCCUAUCCGGGCCUGUGCAGUCAAUGGGUCCUCAGGGAGGUAUGCAAAGAAAUAGCCCAGAUGCUGAUAGGUGGCAGCGUGCUACGAAUUUCCAACAAAAGGGAUUGAUUCCUUCUCCUCAGACUCCAUUGCAGAUGAUGCACAAGGCUGAGAAAAAGUACGAAGUGGGUAAAGUGUCAGAUGAAGAAGAGGCCAAACAAAGGCAGUUGAAAGCUAUCUUGAACAAGCUAACUCCGCAGAAUUUUGAAAAACUUUUUGAGCAAGUGAAAGCAGUUAACAUAGACAAUACUGCCACACUUACUGGUGUUAUCUCGCAGAUCUUUGACAAAGCUUUAAUGGAGCCUACUUUCUGUGAAAUGUAUGCCAACUUUUGCUAUCAUCUGGCUGGAGGAUUACCUGAUUUUACUAAAGAUAAUGAAAAGAUAACUUUCAAGAGGUUACUUCUUAACAAGUGCCAGGAGGAAUUUGAGAGAGGGGAGAGAGAGCAAGAAGAAGCUAAUAAAGCUGAUGUGGACGGUGAGACUAAACAGUCUGAAGAAGAAAGAGAAGAAAAAAGAAUUAAGGCACGAAGACGAAUGCUUGGCAAUAUAAGACUAAUUGGGGAGUUGUAUAAGAAGAAAAUGUUAACUGAGAGAAUAAUGCAUGAAUGCAUCAAAAAACUCCUGGGUCAGUAUCAGAAUCCUGAUGAGGAAGAUGUUGAGGCUUUAUGCAAACUAAUGAGCACAAUUGGAUAUAUGAUUGACCAUCCCAAAGCCAAGGAGCAUAUGGAUGCCUAUUUUGACACGAUGGCAAAGUUAUCAAACAACAUGAAACUAUCUUCGAGGGUAAGGUUUAUGUUAAGGGAUGCCAUUGAUCUGAGAAAGAACAAAUGGCAGCAGAGGAGGAAGGUUGAAGGGCCAAAAAAGAUUGAGGAAGUGCAUAGAGACGCUGCUCAAGAACGGCAGCAUCAAACUAGUAGGCUGUCUCGCAAUCCUAGCAUAAAUUCUUCUGCAAGAAAGGCACUUGGGGAUUUUGGGCCAAGAGGUUCGGCCAUGUUAUCUUCCCCAAAUGCUCAGAUGGGUGGUUUCCAUGGUUUGCCUGCCCAGGUUCGCGGGUAUGGGACCCAGGAUGUUCGUUUUGAGGAGAGGCAGCCAUAUGAGGCUAGGACUUUGUCAGUUCCCUUACCUCGGCCUCUUGGUGAUGAUUCAAUUACUUUGGGUCCACAAGGUGGGCUUGCCAGAGGAAUGUCUAUUAGAGGGCUACCUGCAAUGGCAAGCACUCCUGUAGCUGAUCUCUCUGCUAGCUCAGGCGACUCGAGAAGAAUCGCCGCAGGUUUGAAUGGUUUUAGUACUGUGUCUGAGAGGCCAGCUUAUAGUCCAAGGGAGGAUUUUGUUGCAAGAUAUGCUCCUGAGAGAUUUGCAGUUCCAGCUGCUUUUGAUCAAAUGAGUGCUCAGGAACGAAAUAUGAGUUAUGUCAAUAGGGAUACUAGGAAUCAAGAUCGCAGUUUUGAUAGACCUCAUGCAACAUCUCCACCUGCAACAGCUCAGGUACCAGCUGUCACCCAAAAUAUUCCAUCAGAAAAGGUGUGGCCUGAAGAAAAACUACGAGACAAGUCAAUGGCAGCAAUUAAAGAAUUUUACAGUGUCAGAGACGAGAAAGAAGUUGCUUUGUGCAUCAAGGAAUUGAAUUCGUUAAGUUUCCAUCCUUCAAUGAUCUCUCUCUGGGUGACGGAUUCAUUUGAGAGGAAGGACAUGGAGAGAGAUCUUUUGGCUAAACUUCUUGUCAAUCUUGCAAAGUCUCAAGAUGGCAUAUUAACUCCACCCCAGCUCAUCAAAGGGUUUGAGUCAGUUCUCACCUCUUUGGAGGAUGCUGUUAAUGAUGCCCCAAAAGCAGCAGAAUUUCUUGGCCGCAUGUUUGCCAAAGUUGUAUUAGAAAAUUUAGUCCCUUUGACAGAGAUUGGGCAGCUAUUACAUGAAGGUGGAGAGGAGCGAGGCCGUCUUCUUGAGGUUGGACUUGCAGGGGAUGUUCUUGGAAGUACAUUGGAGAUGAUAAAAGCAGAGAAAGGGGAGAGUGUCUUAAAUGAGAUUCGAAUUAGCUCCAAUUUGCAUCUGGAGGAUUUCCGGCCUCCAGAUCCUAACAGAUCAAGGAUACUAGAAAAUUUUAUUUAGAUGAUAGUGAUGCUCAUUGUAAUCUUUGUUAGAACAAAAAAAAAAAAAAAAAUUUCCCACUGUCUAGUGCAUCUAGGUUAUAGUUUGCAAAAAUAUUUUUCGACAUGGGUGGGUGGUGGGGACUUAUAUGGGGUUAUAAUCUCAAUGUCCUAAUGUUAUUCUUUAAAAUAUUCACUGCAAUUAUGAAAGGUUCAAUUGAGCAUCGGAAUUUUAGGACUUCAAAUCACUGGGGGGGAGGGGGAGAGGAUAUUGGAACAACCGUUUAUGUUAUCAUGUUAUCCGUGAUCAAUUAUUUUUCAUGAUUUUUAUGUCAA
Hevea brasiliensis (rubber tree) is the source of this 6408-nucleotide messenger RNA. Its product is annotated as eukaryotic translation initiation factor 4G. Gene Ontology annotation, cellular component: eukaryotic translation initiation factor 4F complex. Bases 353 to 6094 code for a protein of 1913 amino acids. NCBI's taxonomy places the organism in Eukaryota, Viridiplantae, Streptophyta, Magnoliopsida, Malpighiales, Euphorbiaceae. Gene Ontology annotation, molecular function: translation initiation factor activity; mRNA binding; protein binding. The transcript has 10 exons. The record is from RefSeq and is a predicted model, not a curated record.